This is a messenger RNA of Saprolegnia diclina VS20, 840 nucleotides long. RefSeq lists its product as hypothetical. Lineage: Eukaryota; Oomycota; Saprolegniomycetes; Saprolegniales; Saprolegniaceae. The transcript has 3 exons. The coding region runs from base 17 to 814 and encodes 265 amino acids. The record is from RefSeq and is a predicted model, not a curated record.
CGACACCAAACACAUCAUGAACCCCCUCACUGCUCUGCUCACCUUGAUGGCGGCCGCCGCCACCUCCGCCACGACCUACUGCGGCGACUCGGCCCUCAAGCUCACCUCGUACAACCCCGGUGCUUCUGCCAUCUUCCCCGUCUCGUCCUUUGGCAAGUCCCAGGCGCAGGCCGUCGUCGACCUCGUCAAGGCCAGCGGCAAGCACCUCACGACCAUCUACGUGAGCCACGGCGACCCCGACUACUACUUUGGCCUCGACACGAUCCGCACUGCGUUCCCGGACGCUGCCAUCGUGGCUACGGCGCCCGUCGUCGAGCACAUCAAGGAGACGGUUGACGCCAAGCUCAAGGCGUGGGCCAAGGAUCUCGGUGCGGACGCGCCGGCCAAGACCAUCAUCCCGGACGUCUUGAAGACUGACAAGCUCACGCUUGAAGGCCACUCGCUCGAGAUCCGUGGUCCCGCGGCCCGCAGCUAUGUCUGGAUCGACGACCUCAAGGCCGUCGUCGGCGGUGUCUUGAUCGAGAACAACAUCCACGCGUUCAUGGCGGACACGCAGACGCCCGAGUCGCACACCGAGUGGCUCAACGCGUUGACGGAGAUCCAAGCGCUCAAGCCCAGCGUCAUCUCCUGUAUCAGUGAUGCUGCACCCGCGUUCACGGCCAAGUACAUUCGCGACUUUGACAUGGAGACGACCAAGGCCAAGAACAGCACGGACCUUAUUGCGGCCAUGACGGCGUUGUACCCCAAGGCUGGCAGCGUCAUCAGUCUCCAGAUCAGCGCGCAGGUCGCCAAGGGCGAGAUGCCGUGGCCGUAAGCUUCUAGCGACUAGAACGAUCUGCC